CGCAACGAACUCACUCCGCGUCUAGCCGGUUUUAUGUCAGCACCACCGCCUCCCCUUGCUCCAGCCCCUCACUCAUUCCAUCUCAUCUGCGCCGACUCCAACCCUAGCCUCGCCUCCCGCUCCCCGCACUCGCCGCCUGCGUCGCCGCACCGCACUUCCGCACCGCACCGCGCGCCCCCCUCCUCGAGAUCGGCGGUGUUGCUGCUAUUUGGCGGUGGAAUCUGAGGAAUCGGGACGGAGACGGAGAGGGCGUGGGCCAUGGCACUCCAUGGCUGACGAUGCCUGUGCUGCGUAGCGCGACUCGGAAGGCCCGAGAAGCGCAGGAGAAUCGGGCGGCGCCGGAGGCACCUGCACCACCGGCGGCGAGGAGGCGUAGGGCGGCGAAGAAGAAGGAGACAGGAGGCGUCCGUGAGACCCCCGCGAGGGACGAAGAGAAGAAGGAGGAAGAGAUCAAGCUCGCGGAGGCCCCGCCGGAACCCUCCGGCGAGAAGCCCAUGGACGACAGCGCCGACAAGCAGACUCUCGAGGAUACCAGUCCAAUCCCUGAAAUGGUCCAGGUGAGCAAUUCGCCAAAGUAUAGAGUUGACAAAAAGCUUGGGAAAGGAGGAUUUGGCCAAGUAUAUGUUGGUCAACGCAUUUCAGCUAAUGCUCCUGGUGCAGAUGAGGUGGCGUUAAAGUUUGAGCAUAAGAGCAGCAAAGGAUGCACCCAUGGCCCUCCUUAUGAGUGGCAGGUUUACGACAUCCUCGGUGGCAUUCAUGGUGUUCCUCGAGUCCACUACAAAGGGCGCCAAGGGGAUUAUUUUGUUAUGGUUAUGGAUAUGCUUGGUCUCAGUCUGUGGGAUGCUUGUAAUAAUAAUUCCCACACAAUGUCUGUUGAGAUGGUUGCUUGCAUUGCUAUUGAAGCUAUCUCCAUACUUGAGAAAGUGCACUCAAAAGGAUAUGUACAUGGGGAUGUCAAACCUGAAAAUUUCUUGCUAGGGCCUACUGGAACUCCUCAAGAGAAAAAACUCUUUCUCGUUGAUCUUGGCUUAGCUACCAAGUGGAAGGAUAGGUCAACAGGUCUUCAUGUUGAUUAUGACCAGCGACCUGAUGUUUUCAGGGGCACAGUUCGUUAUGCUAGUGUUCAUGCACAUCUUGGGAGAAUAGGUAGCAGGAGGGAUGAUUUAGAAUCUCUAGCUUAUACACUAGUCUUUCUUCUACGGGGACGUCUACCUUGGCAAGGAUACCAGGGUGAAAAUAAGGGCUUCCUUGUUUGCAAAAAGAAAAUGUCUACCUCUCCAGAAGCUCUCUGUAGCUUUUGCCCACAACCCUUCAAGGAGUUUGUAGAGUAUGUGGUCAACUUGAAGUUUGAUGAAGAACCCAACUAUGCAAAGUGCAUCUCUCUUUUUGAUAGUGUCGUGGGCCCAAAUCCAGAUAUCAGGCCAAUUAACACAGAUGGCGCUCAGAAGCUUAUACACCAAGUUGGCCAAAAGAGAGGACGCUUGCCGUCGGAAGAGACAGAUGAACAACCAAAGAAGAAAACCAGGAUUGGAAUGCCUGCAACACAGUGGAUAAGUGUUUAUAAUGCAAGGCGGCCUAUGAAACAAAGGUAUCAUUACAAUGUUGCAGAUACCAGGCUUGUCCAACACAUUGACAAAGGCAAUGAAGACGGCCUGUUUAUCAGUUGCGUAUCAUCUUGCUCAAAUCUCUGGGCACUAAUCAUGGAUGCUGGGACUGGGUUCUCUUCUCAAGUUUAUGAACUUUCACCACAUUUUCUUCACAAGGAGUGGAUAAUGGAUCAAUGGGAGAGGAACUACUAUAUAACCGCACUUGCUGGAGCAAACAAUGGGAGUUCCCUGUUAGUGAUGUCAAGAGGAACAAAUUAUACGCAGCAGUCCUACAAAGUAAGUGAAACGUUCCCCUUCAAAUGGAUAAACAAGAAAUGGCGUGAUGGUUUCUAUGUGACUUCCAUGGCAACUGCUGGAAGUAAAUGGGCAGUUGUUAUGUCUCGCAAUGCAGGCUUUUCUCAACAGGUUGUUGAACUGGACUUCUUGUAUCCGAGUGAGGGAGUCCAUAAGAGGUGGGAUAAUGGUUAUCGGAUAACAGCAACUGCUGCAACUUCAGAUCAGACUGCAUUAGUUUUAAGUGUACCAAGAAGGAAGCCUAAUGAUGAAACUCAAGAGACACUGAGAACAUCUGCUUUCCCUAGUCAUCAUGUGAAGGAGAAAUGGUCCAAGAAUCUCUACCUUGCAUCAAUAUGUUAUGGACGUACUGCAUCGUAGGAGUCCAACAAGGGUUGAAGCCAUUUCGCGCCGAAUUCAGUACUUCAGUCAGGCUCAUCUUUUAGUCUAGCUCACCGUAGUAGCUUCUGUGGUCUGGGCAAGUUCUGAACGCCACCUAUCAUGUCCCCGUGAAGAUGUUUCUGCUUAUCGUACCUAAUUAUAGAAUACCCGUGAAGAUGUUUCUGCUUAUCGUACCUAAUUAUAGAAUAGUGUGUACAGUAGUAAAUGUUCCGUGGUCCGUUUAAUCCCUAAAGUAGUGGACUAUUAACUUUAGGGGGGUGUCGUCAGAUGUGUACACCUGACCGUUAUGAUCGAACUCCUGUCUGGUCGUGUGAGAGCCUCAAAAGGUUCCUGCUUCCAACUAUCCUUUUGAGGUAUAGUUUACAUUUUCUUCA
Messenger RNA from Brachypodium distachyon (stiff brome), 2656 nucleotides. RefSeq names its product casein kinase 1-like protein HD16. The transcript has 16 exons. The record is from RefSeq and is a predicted model, not a curated record. Gene Ontology annotation, molecular function: protein serine/threonine kinase activity; ATP binding. Gene Ontology annotation, biological process: signal transduction; endocytosis; peptidyl-serine phosphorylation. Bases 279 to 2261 code for a protein of 660 amino acids. NCBI's taxonomy places the organism in Eukaryota, Viridiplantae, Streptophyta, Magnoliopsida, Poales, Poaceae. Gene Ontology annotation, cellular component: cytoplasm; nucleus.